Cryptococcus wingfieldii CBS 7118 is the source of this 1896-nucleotide messenger RNA. RefSeq names its product glucosidase. Gene Ontology annotation, biological process: fungal-type cell wall organization; (1->6)-beta-D-glucan biosynthetic process. Gene Ontology annotation, molecular function: glucosidase activity. Bases 1 to 1896 code for a protein of 631 amino acids. The transcript has 6 exons. NCBI's taxonomy places the organism in Eukaryota, Fungi, Basidiomycota, Tremellomycetes, Tremellales, Cryptococcaceae. Gene Ontology annotation, cellular component: plasma membrane; endoplasmic reticulum membrane. The record is from RefSeq and is a predicted model, not a curated record.
AUGUACUCUCCAAUCCCCCCGCCCCUCCAACAACAAUCCGGCUACCCACGCCGCUCCACCUCCUCCGCCGCCUCCCACGACUAUACCGCUUUCGACCCCUACGGCCGCUCCAACGCCCUGUCCCCUGCGCCCUCCAUUGCCAACAACCGCAAUUCGAUGGCAUCCACCUAUACCACGGGCUCGUCUAUGGGUCCUUCCGCCGGCGGGCAGGGGAUGGGCUCGGGCAUGGGCGUGAGCGAUGGGCUGCUGAGGGGACCGUUAAUGCGGCAAGCGGGGGGGAACCCGCAAGCGCCAUGUGAUGAUGAAGACGACCCCGACGACUAUCUCCACGCCUUCACCCCCUCCGAGCUCGCGCGGCACAACGUCGAUACGCCAUUCAUGCUCUUCUCCUGGCGAGGCUGGGCGAACAUGUUUACGCUGUUCGUCAUGGGCGCCGGGCUGGUCAUGAUCUUUGCAGGGUGGCCGAUAUUGAGUUGGUGGCAAGAUACGUAUGGGGGCACGACGAAUUAUAGUGCGACGGCGGGGUAUAAUAUCGGAGGGAUCAAUGCGAGUGGGCAGUACCCCGAGAUUGCGGGGUUGCCAAAGAUGAUUGAUGAUGAUACGCCGAGCUGGGCGUAUACGAGGGAGGGGCAUGAUGGGGGCGAGUGGCAGUUGGUCUUCUCGGACGAGUUUGAGAAGGAGGGAAGGACGUUCUUUGAAGGCGACGACCCUUUCUUUACUGCUGUGGACAUUCACUACUGGGCUACCGGCGACUUUGAAUGGCUCGACCCCUCCGCCGUGACCACCAAAGACGGCCACCUCGUCAUGACCAUGACCCAAGAACCCAUCCACGAUCUCAACUUCAAAUCCGGCAUGGUGCAAUCCUGGAACAAGCUUUGCUUCAACAAGAAUGCGUUCAUAGAGGUGUCGGCGAGUUUCCCGGGGGUCUCUGAUAUUGGAGGGUUUUGGCCGGGGAUAUGGACGAUGGGCAAUUUGGGGAGGCCGGGGUAUGGGGCUAGUACGCAAGGGCUUUGGCCAUACUCGUACGACUCGUGCGACGUCGGCAUCCUCGAAAACCAAACCUACACAAACGGCACGGGCCCCACCGCCGCCCUCAACACCGGCUCCAACUCUGGCCAACUCUCCGUCCUGCCCGGUAUGCGCACGCCGUCAUGUACGUGUGAGGGGGAAGACCACCCGGGGCCGAAUGUGCGGGUGGGAAGGGCGGCGCCGGAGAUUGAUAUUAUUGAGGCGCAGAUCGUUAUUGUGGACGGGGUGGGGCAGGUUAGUCAGAGUUUGCAGUUGGCGCCUUUCGACGAUUAUUACCAAUACGACAACACGUCCGUCGAACAAUACAACACCUCCAUAACAUCCUUCAACUCCUACCUCGGGGGCACAUACCAACAAGCCGCUUCCUCCCUCACCACCGUCCCUUCCUCCAUCUACUACAACCAAGACGACGUCGAGGGGUAUGAGGGAGAGUCGGGGCAGUUUGCAAUGUUUGGGUUGGAGUACCAGGCGUUCCCGGAUGAGAGGGAUAGGGGGUAUAUUACGUGGUAUAGUGAUAAUAAGACGAGCUGGACGGUUUAUGCGGAUGCGAUCAAGGAGAAUACAAAGACGGAGGUGGGGAGGAGGAUUAUACCGGAGGAGCCUAUGGCGCUGAUCUUCAACCUCCACAUGUCCAACAAUUUCCAAAACGUCGACUUUAGCAACCUCAAAUGGCCGAAUUAUCAUCGGAUCGACUAUGUUCGGGUGUAUCAGAAGGCGGAUCGGAUUAGUGUUACUUGUGAUCCUGAAGAUUACCCCACAGCAGACUAUAUCGCCAACCACCUCAACGUGUACUCGAACCCGAAUCUGACGACAUGGGCGGAGGGGGGUUAUGAGAAUCCGAAGAAUGCGUUGAAGGAUGGGUGUUGA